This is a messenger RNA of Procambarus clarkii (red swamp crayfish), 2005 nucleotides long. Lineage: Eukaryota; Metazoa; Arthropoda; Malacostraca; Decapoda; Cambaridae. The record is from RefSeq and is a predicted model, not a curated record.
CACCUCCUUCACCUGGUGCACCCACCCCUCGGGCCCACCAGGUGAGGUGGGCGAGGGGUCCUUGACCGAGGUGGGCGAGCUCCCUGGUGGCAGCUCCUGCCUCCACACCUCCGUCAGACCUCACUGCCGACGGACGCCUGGCUAGUUACUCCUCCAGGACCUCCGGAGGAUAUCUAGGGCCCCUCCUGGUCCCCGAUACACAGACGUUUGCAGCAUGACGCGGGCGGCGUGGUGGUUGGGCGUGGUGGUGGUGGGCGCGGUGGCCGCAGUGUCCUGGGCGACGCUAGCAGACCGCAGAGCUCGAGUAGUGUGUUACUUCUCCAACUGGGCCAUCCACCGGCCGGGACAGGGCAGCUAUGGCAUCAAGGACAUUCCCGUCGACAAGUGCACACACAUCAUCUACUCCUUCGUCGGUGUCUCCAACGUCACCUGGGAGGUCCUUGUGCUGGACGAAGAGACGGACGUGGUUAACAACGGAUUCAAGAACUUCACCAACCUGGCCAAGUCCAACGGCGUCAAGUCCAUGUUGGCCAUCGGUGGGUGGGGGGAGGGAGGGAAGAAGUACUCGCAGAUGUCUGGGGUGCCACAGAGACGCGCCUCGCUCAUCGGUAGUAUCGUAGAGUACAUGAACCGGUAUGGCUUUGACGGCUUCGACCUGGACUGGGAGUACCCCGGGGCAUCCGACCGUGGGGGCACCUUCAAGGACAAGGACACCUUCAGGGACUUCGUGAAGGAACUGCGCGAAACCUUCGACCGACAGGGAAAAGGCUGGGAGAUCUCCAUGGCUGUGCCUGUGGCCAAGUUCAGACUGCAGGAAGGUUACCACAUCCAGGAGCUGUGUGAUUACGUGGACGCGGUGCACGCCAUGACCUAUGACCUGCGGGGCAACUGGGCCGGGUUUGCUGACGUCCACUCUCCUCUCUUCCAGCGACCCUUCGACCAGUGGGCUUACGAGAAACUCAAUGUGGCUGACGGCAUGAAGCUGUGGGAGACGAUGGGCUGCCCCAAGGACAAGCUGGUGGUGGGCGUGCCCUUCUACGGCAGGACCUACACCCUCGGCAGCAAGGACAACCACGGCCUCAGGGCACCAAUCAAGAAAUUUGAAGGAGGCGGCCUCCCAGGUCCCUUCACCGGCGCCAAGGGCUUCCUGGCCUUCUACGAGAUCUGUCCUCUGGUUAAUGAGCCUUCCUCGGGCUGGGUCAAGGAUUACGAUGAUGUUGGCAAGUGUCCCUACGCUUAUAAAGAUACCCAGUGGGUGGGCUAUGAAGACGCGGACAGCCUCAAAAUAAAGAUGGAGUUCAUAAUUUCCAACGGCUACGCCGGCGCUAUGACCUGGGCCAUAGACAUGGAUGACUUCAACGGCUUCUGCGGCACUGUGAAUCCGCUCAUUAACGUUCUGCACACUUACAUGAAUAACUAUGUGGUGCCCACUCCUCCUCCAACCACCACCACACAGAAGCCCACCUGGUGGUCGCCUGGCACCACCUCUUCCACAACCCCGUUGCCACUCGUGCCUUCAGAGAUCGACAAACCUGUAUUGCCAGGAGGUCCGCAGAUCAGCGGCGAACCAGUUAGUCAACCACUACCAUCUCCUCCCCGUCCUCCUCCUCCUCCAAGUGGGUCUACGAGUGCCAGCUGUGAUACGCAAGAGUAUCUCCCUCACCCGCAAUGUAAUAAGUACUUCUGGUGUGUGCAUGGGGAGCCGCUAGAGUUCUCUUGCAAGCAGGGCACUUUGUGGGACCCAGUUUCCAAGAUCUGCAACUGGCCACAUGCUGUUACAAGACACAACUGCAUCUAGAAGACAUGUCAUGACAGACAUGUCAUGUCUUUGAUGUGGUCAGCGGUGCAACAGUUGACCUCCAGUCAACGGUGUGACGUGAGGCAGCUGCGGACACAAGUGUAUUGACAUGUACAGAUUUGUUUAUUAUUAUUGUUUUUGUCAUAGUUUCUCAGUCUUAUUUAUUCCACUGAAUGUUUUUAUUAUUAAUAAACUUCUAUAAGAAAU